Dujonia railenensis is the source of this 687-nucleotide messenger RNA. The record is from the annotation of a GenBank genome assembly. Lineage: Eukaryota; Fungi; Ascomycota; Pichiomycetes; Serinales; Debaryomycetaceae.
AUGUCAUCUCUAUUAACCUCAGCCGCUGCCAGACCAAUUCUUGAAAUAUUACGCCUGUCUCGUAAUGGUAUAGUCUAUGGUGGGAAGUUGAGAUUUUCACAUGCCUUGGUUAUCAAUUUAUUAUAUCGUUCGGGCCCUCUACGCCCAAGGUUAGCCCUGGUGUUGAAGGCAACCAAGGACCACGCUCUGGUUCUUGCUGCCUUCGCGAUAAUCUAUAAGGCAGCUUGUAAAAUUUUGGAACAAGAUUUGGCUCUCGGGUCUCAAAACUCAGGUUUAAUUAAAUUCCUUGCUGGAGCCUUCGGUUCUUGGAUUGUUUACUCACAACACUUCUCAUACUUCCAUCCAGGUAUCACGCAUCAGAUCACCUUAUAUUGUUUUUCACGUGUGUUGCUCGCUGGCGGUAAAAUUUUGUUAGAUCAUUACUUAAAUUGUAGGCAACCCAAAUUUACAAUUCAUUCAGAAUUAGUCAGUUUUAAAGAUUUGAGUGAAAACCAAAAGAAGAGUCUUAGGCAAUCGGUUUACAACAAAUCAUGGAAAUAUUUUGCUGUAUUGACUUGGGGGUUAGUGAUGUUCAUUUAUGACUAUCAACCUCAGUACUUGCAAAGUUCUUUACGUCACUCUAUGGCAUACAUUUAUGACGUUGAAAUGCAAAACUGGGGUACCUGGCGAGAUUUCAUUGGAUUUUAA